Molecule: messenger RNA, 3632 nt
Organism: Chelmon rostratus (copperband butterflyfish)
Lineage: Eukaryota; Metazoa; Chordata; Actinopteri; Chaetodontiformes; Chaetodontidae
Gene: aldh18a1
Product: aldehyde dehydrogenase 18 family, member A1
Exons: 18
Coding region: 376-2724 (782 amino acids)
Cellular component (GO): cytoplasm; mitochondrion
Molecular function (GO): ATP binding; glutamate-5-semialdehyde dehydrogenase (NADP+) activity; glutamate 5-kinase activity
Source: RefSeq, a predicted model, not a curated record
UUACGAGGCUGUCCGUGUAGGAAAGCAACACUUUAAUAAUGUCAGCGCGACCACAAAGGCGAAAUUAAUUAUCGGUGCUUUAUCUACAGCGGAAAUUAGUCGACAGAGGGUGAAGUAACGAUAGCGACGCGGCCGGUUUACUCUUGUUGCAAACCGCUGUGACAGUUUCAUCAGCAGCCAUCUGAGUAAGGGGAGGAGUUCCACACAUGCAGAGCCCACCUCUGUUCAAGUUUUUGUCUGAAAAAUGAAGGAAUAAGGGGUUAAAGAAGAUGAACAAGACUCUAUAGAAGACGUUACACAGGGCAGGUACAUACACAGGACAAGCUAAACUGGAACUUCAAGAGGUCAAUAAAUAAUAAAGGCAUUAAACGCACCAUGCUGCUGCAAAGGCUGAGGCUGUGUUCAGGGGGCUCACUGGAUUUCCAGAGACACGUAUGCCGGUUACUCACCAGACCUCUGACACAAGUUCCCCAGGGGAGAGCUCACGCCGGCUCCUUUGCACACCGCGGUGAACUGCGUCAGGCCAAGAGGAUCGUGGUCAAGCUCGGCAGUGCUGUGGUCACCCGCGGCGAUGAAUGCGGCCUGGCUCUGGGGAGGCUGGCCUCCAUUGUGGAGCAGGUGGCCAUGCUGCAGAAUCAAGGCAGGGAGAUGAUGAUUGUCACCAGUGGAGCGGUGGCCUUUGGCAAGCAAAGAUUGAGACACGAGAUCCUGCUGUCCCAGAGUGUCCGACAGGCGCUGCACUCAGGACACAAUCAGCUCAAAGACAUGUCAUUGCCAGUGCUGGAAGCCCGGGCCUGUGCUGCAGCUGGACAGAGUGGCUUGAUGGCCCUGUAUGAGGCCAUGUUCACCCAAUACAGCACUUGCACUGCGCAGGUCCUGGUGACAAAUCUGGAUUUCCAUGAUGACGACAAGAGGCAGAACCUUAACAGCACGCUGCAGGAGCUGCUGCGUAUGAACAUCGUGCCCAUCAUCAACACCAAUGAUGCUGUGGUGCCCCCGCCGGAGCCCAACAGCGACCUGCAGGGGGUAAAUGUGAUCAGCAUUAAGGACAACGACAGUCUGGCGGCGCGGCUAGCCGUGGAGAUGAAGGCCGACCUGCUCAUCGCGCUGUCUGACGUGGAAGGAUUGUACGACAGCCCUCCUGGAACAGAUGACGCCAAGUUAAUUGACAUCUUCUACCCUGGAGACCUGCAGUCCAUCACCUAUGGCACAAAGUCCAGAGUCGGGAUUGGAGGCAUGGAGGCCAAAGUCAAGGCUGCACUCUGGGCCCUGCAAGGCGGCACCUCCGUGGUCAUUGCAAAUGGCACCCACCCCAAAGUAACAGGUCAUGUCAUCACUGACAUAGUGGAGGGCAAGAAGGUGGGAACCUUCUUCUCUGAGAUCAAACCUGCAGGCCCAACUGUUGAGCAGCAGACAGAAAUGGCACGAAACUGUGGAAGAACCCUCGCAUCUCUGCACCCAGACCAGAGGAGUGAGAUCAUCUGCCAUCUAGCAGAGCUGUUGAUUGAGAGGAAGGAUGAGAUUCUGGCUGCCAACAAGAUGGACAUGGACCUGGCUGCAAGUGCAGGCCAUUUACCACCAGCCAUGCUAAAGCGUCUGAGCUUGUCACCAGUCAAACUGAACAGCUUGGCCAUAGGUCUGCGCCAGAUCGCUGUGGCCGCCCAGGACAGUGUGGGCCGUGUGCUGCGCCGCACCAGGGUGGCUCACAACCUGGAGCUGGAGCAGAUCACUGUGCCCAUCGGAGUUCUUUUAGUCAUCUUUGAGGCCCGACCUGACUGCCUGCCUCAGGUGUCAGCAUUAGCCAUAGCCAGUGGCAACGCCCUCCUGCUGAAGGGAGGCAAAGAGGCAGCCAACACCAACCGCGUCCUCCACCAGCUCACCCAGGAAGCCCUUUCCAUGCAUGGAGUCAGAGAGGCUGUGCAGCUGGUGAGCACUCGUGAGGAGGUGGCGGAUCUGUGCAGGCUGGACAAGCUGAUCGACCUGAUUAUCCCUCGAGGUUCAUCCCAGCUGGUGCGGGAAAUUCAGCGCGCAGCCAAGGGCAUCCCGGUGCUGGGUCACAGCGAGGGAAUCUGCCACGUCUAUGUCGAUGCAGACGCCAGCGUUGACAAAGUCCUCAAAAUCGUCAGAGACUCCAAGUGUGACUACCCAGCUGCAUGUAAUGCCAUGGAAACUCUGCUGAUCCACAGGGACAUCCUCAGGACGCCACUGUUUGACCAGAUCAUUGACAUGCUGCGUACUGAGCGGGUGAAGAUUCAUGCAGGCCCUCGGUUUGCCUCCUACCUGACAUUCAGCCCAUCAGAGGCAAAGUCUCUGCGGACAGAGUACGGUGACCUGGAGUGCUGCAUGGAGGUGGUGGACAGCAUGCAGGAGGCUGUGGAUCACAUUCACAAGUAUGGCAGCUCCCACACAGAGGUUAUCGUCACAGAAAACGAGGACACAGCAGAGCAGUUCCUGCAGAUGCUGGACAGCGCCUGUGUUUUCUGGAACGCAAGCUCACGUUUCGCUGAUGGCUACCGCUUUGGACUGGGAGCAGAGGUAGGUAUUAGCACAGCUCGCAUCCACGCCCGAGGCCCUGUUGGCCUGGAGGGGCUGCUCACCACCAAGUGGGUCCUGAGAGGUGACGGGCACACAGCAGCUGACUUCUCUGAACACGGUACCAUGAAGUACCUCCAUGAAAACCUGCCUGUCGGGCAGCCUCUUGCUGGGCAGCGGGACAGCAACUAGACCAGAGACUUUCAGAGCACUCGCUUGGCCUUAACGUUGGUCAAAGUGGUGUGCCCACCAGCAGAUCCCCCGGGGGUCUUGUCGCAGAUAAUGGCUGAUGUCACUGUUUUUACACCUCUGAAACACACGGCACGCAGAGAGACGCUUAACAAACCAAUGGUCCGUAUUAUCAGCCCAACUGUAAAGUUGUCCCUGCUCAGACUUUACUAGUGUUCAAGGGUUAAGAUUUCACAAAUGUUUUAAAUACUACCUCAGCAUAUAACAACACAUAAUACCUCCACAAUAAUACAUGAAGUGGGGAAACUGAGCAAGAGGGGAGUUUAACUAGGAUUACUGUAAGACAGUAAAUACACACUAGUUAUCAUAUAUCAAAGGAAACUGAAGUGCUUGAAAUGAUGAUUUUUCUUGAAUGAAGUAGUCUCAGGACAAGAGACUGACACUAAGUCACAGAAGAAAUUUAAUUUCAUCAUGUCCCAAACAUCAAAACCAAAACGUACGUACUAAUUUUACUGUGUAAAGCCACCCAAAAGCCAAUGUAGCCAAUAAAAACACAGUAAUGUGAUGUCUUUUUCUGAAAUAGAUUUUAUUUGAUAUUGCAUAUCAGUCGAGUCUCUCAGAAAAAAACACUUCAGCUAUAACUGUACAUGUUAUGUAGCUGAAGGCCCAGUUUUAUUUCAGGUGCAUUGGCUUGUUACCCACAUGGUUCAUUCUCAUUGUACUGUAAGUGCUUUCUUUGUCCAUGCAACAUUUUUUUUUCUUUUAUUGCUGUAAUUUCAGUUUGAAUUUUACUGAUAAUGCUGAUGAAGGUUAUUUCACAUAUGGACUAACGCCAGUACAAAUUGGCACUUGAUAGUACAUUUAAAAAAAAAAAAAAAAUCCUGGAGUCUUAUAGACGUCCUGUAUUAAAA